AUGACGGUGCACCUCCAAAAGGGCCCCCAUGCAGCUACCGUCGAUCUCCGUGUCGGUAACAAGUACCGCAUCGGCCGAAAGAUCGGUUCAGGCUCGUUUGGUGACAUUUACCUCGGCACCAACAUCAUCUCCGGAGAGGAGAUUGCCAUCAAACUUGAAUCCGUCAAGGCCAAGCAUCCCCAGCUUGAAUAUGAAGCUCGAGUCUACAAGUCGCUCGCUGGAGGUGUCGGCAUCCCGUUUGUUCGCUGGUUUGGUACCGAGUGCGACUACAACGCCAUGGUACUCGAUCUUCUUGGUCCCAGCUUGGAGGAUCUUUUCAAUUUCUGCAACCGCAAAUUCUCGCUCAAGACGGUCCUUCUGCUCGCCGACCAACUCAUUUCCCGAAUCGAGUACAUUCACGCCAAGUCCUUUAUCCAUCGUGAUAUCAAGCCGGACAAUUUCCUCAUGGGCAUUGGUAAACGGGGCAAUCAAGUAAACGUCAUUGACUUUGGCCUGGCCAAGAAGUACCGAGAUCCCAAGACCCAUUUCCACAUCCCAUACCGUGAGAACAAGAACUUGACCGGUACUGCACGCUAUGCGUCCAUCAACACCCAUUUGGGCGUGGAGCAGUCCCGCCGCGACGACAUGGAAUCUCUCGGCUAUGUCAUGCUCUACUUUUGCCGUGGAUCCCUCCCCUGGCAGGGUCUCAAGGCCGCCACCAAGAAGCAGAAGUACGACCGCAUCAUGGAGAAGAAGAUGACAACCCCCACCGAGGUGUUGUGCCGUGGCUUCCCCAACGAGUUUGCCAUUUACUUGAACUACACUCGUUCCCUUCGGUUUGACGACAAGCCUGACUACAGUUAUCUCCGCAAGAUCUUCCGCGACCUCUUUGUUCGUGAGGGCUUCCAAUACGACUACGUCUUCGACUGGACCGUCUACAAGUACCAAAAGAAUGCCCAGGCCAUCGCCCAGGCUGCUGGUCAGGCCAACCCCGAAGACGACGAGAAAGCUCGUGCUUCCCGUACCAAUGCCGCUACGGGCGGACAGUCCGGUGUCGCCAAGCCCAAUGCCAUCCCCAGCUCUCGACGUAAAAUGCUCGAACGUGGAUCAGGUGCUGGUGUCGACACUCCGGAUACCAGCCGCGCCAUUGGCGGAAGCGACAGGAUGUGA
Metarhizium album ARSEF 1941 is the source of this 1149-nucleotide messenger RNA. Its product is annotated as casein kinase I isoform epsilon. Gene Ontology annotation, molecular function: protein serine/threonine kinase activity; ATP binding. Gene Ontology annotation, cellular component: cytoplasm; nucleus. NCBI's taxonomy places the organism in Eukaryota, Fungi, Ascomycota, Sordariomycetes, Hypocreales, Clavicipitaceae. Gene Ontology annotation, biological process: endocytosis; peptidyl-serine phosphorylation; signal transduction. The coding region runs from base 1 to 1149 and encodes 382 amino acids. The record is from RefSeq and is a predicted model, not a curated record. The transcript has 2 exons.